This is a messenger RNA of Tarenaya hassleriana, 1306 nucleotides long. RefSeq names its product esterase OVCA2-like. The record is from RefSeq and is a predicted model, not a curated record. Lineage: Eukaryota; Viridiplantae; Streptophyta; Magnoliopsida; Brassicales; Cleomaceae. The coding region runs from base 95 to 1072 and encodes 325 amino acids. The transcript is spliced from 7 exons.
UGGCCACCAAUAUAAAAGUACAUAUUUUUUUUAGCAUUUCGGAAAUGAAUAUCCCGAAAGAGGACGAAAUUAGGGUUUAUGUCCUGAAUUUCACAUGGUCUGUCUCCACCUUCGUCUCGCCUCACCUAUGAAUAUGUCUGUUUUCAAUCUCGCCUUCGCCCUCCCUACCCCAUAUUCCCGAAUCUUUGACAUACACGCCGAUUCCAAAAUGGCUACAGGAAAUGUAUAUCAUAAAUUGACAGGCGGCCAUUUUUUCUCGUUGUUUCGUGGAAGAAAACGAAGACCGCGAACACAACGCGAUGCCGUCAGGCUCUAUGAAACAGCCGCCGGAGAAAGAUUCUCUAAAAUAAUCCAGAACAAGACGAAUAAGGAAAUCGGAAGUUUUGAGUUGGGGAAUGAAGGAGCGAUGAUUGUGAAGAAACCUAGAUUGCUUUGUCUUCAUGGAUUCAGGACGAGCGGCGAAAUCAUGAAGAAGCAGAUUCAGAAGUGGCCUGAAUCUGUUCUUGAUAGGCUCGAUCUCGUCUUCCUCGACGCGCCUUUUCCUUCUCAGGGCAAAUCCGUUGUCGAAGCGAUCUUCGAUCCGCCUUAUUACGAGUGGUUUCAAACCAAUAAGGAAUUUAACGAGUACACAAAUUUUGAAAAGUGCUUGGAGUAUAUUGAGGAUUACAUAAUCAAGCAUGGACCCUUUGACGGUUUCGCGGGGUUUUCUCAGGGUGCGAUCCUAUCCGGUGGAUUGCCAGGACUUCAAGCUGCGGGAAUAGCUCUUCGGAAAGUUCCAAAGAUCAAGUUUCUGAUAAUAAUUGGCGGCGGAAAGUUCAAAUCUCCGUCGGUGGCCGAGAAGGCGUAUUCGUCUCUCAUUGAAAUUCCUUCUCUCCACUUCUUAGGGGAGAAGGAUUUCUUGAAACCGUAUGGAAUCGAGCUUAUAGAAUCGUUCAAAGAUCCGGUCGUGGUUCAUCACCCUAAGGGUCACGCAGUCCCUAGGCUUGCUGAUGAGAAAAGCUUGGAGAGCGUUCUGGGAUUCGUCGAGAAGAUGGAAAAUAUUCUGACGGAGGAAGACAGGAAUGACAAAUGAGUAGUUGUGCGGUUACAGAAAUUGCGUUUGCGUUUGCUUUCCAAUGCAAACGCAAACGCGGAGAUGAGAUAUUGUGGGUGGCUUCGGAGACGAAGCUUCGAAAACCUAAGAAAAAAUGUUUAUUUUUUUAUAUACAGAGAUUCAGAGACAUAUAAAUAUACCAAGGUUCUCGAGAUAAAUAAUCAAUAUAUAUACAAUGGUUCGGUAGACUUUAUCGAUGGAAAUUCCUUACAA